Acanthopagrus latus (yellowfin seabream) is the source of this 1707-nucleotide messenger RNA. RefSeq names its product transcobalamin II (gene tcn2). Lineage: Eukaryota; Metazoa; Chordata; Actinopteri; Spariformes; Sparidae. The transcript is spliced from 10 exons. Gene Ontology annotation, molecular function: cobalamin binding. Bases 103 to 1383 code for a protein of 426 amino acids. The record is from RefSeq and is a predicted model, not a curated record. Gene Ontology annotation, biological process: cobalamin transport.
GGUCAUGUGACAGAGAAAUACUAGAGGCUGUUGUCUGUUCCUGAGUCGUUACUCAGCUCUGAUUCUUCACGCUGGAGUCACACUCUGAGCAGGUUGUCCAGAAUGCUGUCUUUAGUAAUAAUUUCAGGCCUACUGGCUUUAACCUCUGGCAAACCAUGUGAUACUGAUGGAUCCAACAGUCAGCUGCUCCUGACACUCAAUCAGAAUCUCCUCCGCUCUCUGGAGACGCAGGAAGGACUCCCUAAUCCCAGCGUCCACAUCGCAUUACGGCUUUCCAGCCGCCACAACCCGACCAAGGAGAGCGAACACCUGGACAGACUGAAGAAUAAUUUGCACAAUGACCUUCAGAGCUCUCUCUCUAGCAGCCAGUCCGUGGUGGGCCUCUUGGCGCUGUACGCUCUGGCCCUGAAGUCCUCCUGUUACGACCUCAACACGGUCACCUUCACCGUCACUGAGAGGAGCGAGACGCUGCUGACGCACCUGAAGAAGCAGAUGGAGCUGGAAAAAGAGCACAUCGCUUUCAGCCAACGGCCUUUGACCAACUACUACCAGUACUCUCUGGGCGUGCUCGCUCUUUGCGCGAGCGGCAUCAGGGUCAACAACCACGUCAGCCACAAGCUCAUCAAGGCAGCAGAACAAGAGCAAUUCAAACACGGAGAUGUUGAGAGUGUCGACACCUAUGCAGUGGCAGGAAUGGCACUCCAGUGUGUGAAGGACGCCGGUUCUCAAGUGCACAAUGCUGCUGAGCUCGACGCCGCCCUCACCAAGAUCAAGCAGAAGCUCUUGGCCUCCCGCAGGCCUGAUGGUCACAUCGGCAACGAGUUCAGCACGGGCCUCGCAGUUCAAGCCUUGUUGGCAUUAGGCAGCCCAGUUGGAGAGUGUGCUGCCUCCAUGGAAGCCAUGAGGAGAGACGCCCGGAGCAGCACGUACAACAACCCCAUGGCCGUGUCUCAGAUCCUGCCUGCUCUCCACCAGAAGUCCUACCUGGCACUAAAAACCAAGAACUGCCUCAAUGAGGACGACACUCUGGUGCUGGAGCCUUUAGAUCCUGUCGUGGUUUUACCAAGUGACACUAAAGUGACUCUGAUGGUGGAGGUGGUGACGUCCAGCGGGGCGACUGCUCUUUACUCCGUGGAUGUGACAAAGGGCAGUUCUCUGUUGGAGGCCCUGGAACAUCUCAAGGGGAGAAAUGUUGGCUUCACGUUCGAAACAGAGACCAGUCUGUGGGGACCUUUCUUAAGCGCUGUGAACGGCGAGCAGGCCCGACAGAGCGACCGCCGAUACUGGCACCUCUCCUCUGAUGGCACCGCGCUCAGUGAGGGUGUCAGUGAUUUCAAGAUCGAAGCUGCUCAGAGGAUCACCAUCCGUAACACAAGCUACUGAGUGUCCGUCGCUGCUGAUGCAGGAGGAUCAAUCUUUUUUCUGUCUUCUGUGUUUUAACCAGUGAUUUAGCUGCUUUCUAAAAUUCUUGUAGUGGGACUUUCCUAGUGUAGGACUUUUAAAGCAGGUUAUGAAGCCUGAAUAAAAGUGUAAUUUAAAACCUUAAUUGAGCAGAAUUUGCUGUGAAUAUUCAAACUUGAGUGCGUAAAUUGUGAAGCUUUUUAGAAUGGAUGGUUAAAUAACUGUAAAUUGUUUUUUCUAAUGUCUUACAAAGUGUGAUUGUGCUUUUUUUUUUAAACAAAUAAAAAACUUUUUAAAUGAAGAGUU